Colletotrichum phormii is the source of this 1575-nucleotide messenger RNA. Its product is annotated as Alpha/Beta hydrolase protein. The transcript has a single exon. Bases 1 to 1575 code for a protein of 524 amino acids. The record is from RefSeq and is a predicted model, not a curated record. NCBI's taxonomy places the organism in Eukaryota, Fungi, Ascomycota, Sordariomycetes, Glomerellales, Glomerellaceae.
AUGUUACAAAAAGCCGCCGUCAGUGCUGCGCUAGUCCAGGCCGCAAGCGCAGCCCUUUACGAUACUACCAUCCAGACAAAGUAUGGACUGAUUCAGGGUUACCCGGUCUUCAAUAGCUCCCCGGCAAAUAUGUCUCUUGACAAUUGGGCAGAUAUCGCCGUCUGGAAGGGUAUUCCCUUUGGUGCAUCUACCGCAGGCAACAAUCGCUUCAGGGCUCCUCAACCCAUCGUCGCAUGGAACUCAACUCUCGACGCCAAGUCAUUUGGCAGUGUCUGCCCUUCUGCUGUGGGCAGCGGUACAGAUGAUUACACCAUCGGAGAAGAUUGCUUGAACCUCAACGUCUGGAGCGCAGCAAACUCAACGGAUGCUAAGUUGCCCGUUGUCAUGUGGAGUUAUCCAGCCGGCUCGACCGCGGCGAUGCCGCUAUUCGACGGAGCAGGUAUUGCCGACAAGGGCGUCGUAUACGUCAACUACAACUACCGCACCGGAUCUUUCGGCUGGCUCGCAGCGCCUGAGCUCAACCAGGAGAGAUUCAGCAGCGCUGGAUCGAACAGCUCGGGCAACUACGGUAUGCUGGACCAGUUUGCCGCUUUGAAGUGGAUUCACGAGAACAUUGCCAACUUUGGUGGUGAUCCGGACCACAUCACAGUCAUGGGCCAGUCCGCCGGCUCGGCGGCUACCUACCACAUGCUCAACGGCCCUCUGCACGGCGUUCCUCUCCAUGGUGCAAUCAUCCAGUCUGGCGUCCGCGACCCUCACGAUCCUCUGUGCACUAGCUUGGCGGAAAACUACCGGACCCUGGACGUGAAUAUGGACACAGCGAGCAGAUACAUGGCUUCAUUGAACUGCUCUGAUAUCGCAUGCAUGCGCGCUCUGCCGAUGGAUGACUUAGUCACCGACUUUCUCAAUUCAGAUUUCAGCUUUACAGCUACGCUCGACUAUUACGCCAUGCCGGAUACUUACAUCAACACUCUAAAGAAGGGAAUUGCCCAGGAUGUCCCUGUCAUGACGGGAAACACUAAAGACGAGAGCGGGGCGGAAUACGGCCUCAACAUCACUCUUGCAACCUACAUCUCCGACUUGAACGAGACAUUCAGCACAUGGCAGGACAAGUUCCUCGCCGCAUACCCUGCCAACGACUCGGCUACGGCUUCGGCAGCCGAGAACGCCCAAUGGACUGACCGCUCGAAGGUGGGAACAUUCUUCUGGUCGCAGUUGUGGCAAGCCAAUGCUACGUCGUCGGUUUACAACUACAUCUGGGAUCACGCCCCGCCUGGGCAGACUCGUGGCGCUUUCCACAUGAGCGAGAUCAACUAUGUCCACAACAACCUCUACGGAACCGACUCCCCAUGGACCAGCGAGGACUACGAGAUUGCCGAGAUUAUGAACAACUACUGGGUCAACUUUAUCAAGACUGGCGAUCCGAAUGGAGACGGCUUGGACAAGUGGGCUCCUGGAAGCAACGCCAGUGCGACAGUGAUGGAGCUUGGUGAUGGUUUCCAAGCCCUUCCUAUUGCCAAGGACAACCAGAUUGAGUUAUUUGCCCAAUGGUUCGAUACCCUGGUCACUUACUAG